AACGGUUACCUCAUUUGAAGAUGACGGCCUCUGUAUAACGCUCGGGCGCACACGCUUUUAAUGAUUCGUGACUUCUCCUCCCUCGCGGAGAGCAGAGUAAAGGAGUCGGUCCUUUCUGAACCUUUCUCCGAGAAGAGGGAGGUGUUGAAUUCGCUCGGGAAGCGAGGGCGGAACGGUAGUUUACAGAAAGUGGUUGCUACUGCACCGCAACAGAGCUGAGGUCUAACCGCUACUAGACGUCACAAUGGAGAUUCAUCCGAGGAAUUCCCUCACUACGGAAACGGAAGCAUCUGGAGCGUGUUAGUUACAACGGGAGAUGAAGAUGUAUGGCGCGAGCGCUCAUGAUUUAACGAUGUAAAUAGUCUAUGGGGGAGUCUGUCUGUGGGGCGGACACGUUUAAUGUCUGGAGAAGAGAGAGACAACCUUGUUCCGCGCUGACGGCUUCGUUGAAACCCCUCUAUCUAACCUGGGCAGUAACGCAUGACCGAAAGACAGACAGACAGACAGACAGAGAGAGCAUUGGUUCAGUCUUCCACGCUAGCUGGAGGAAGCACAGAGAGGAGGCAUCUAUCUACGUCUAUCCAAGUUGCUCAGCAGCUCCGUGAAGCACAAUGCCCUCGUAGGAGCUGUGUAGGAGACUCGGGAAAAGGGCGUUGAAUAAAGUACUUCUCCACUCCCCAGUCCCUUCACCCCUCGCCAGACAUGACGGGUCAGAGCCUGGAGGAGCUGACAGCAGCCUAUGAGGAUCACACCGUGCGCAUCAAUGUGGGAGGGUUCAAGAAGAGGCUGUUCUCCAACACUCUGUCUCGCUUCCCGGAGACCCGUCUGGCUCGGCUGUUACAGUGCCAAUCAAAAGAGUCCAUACUAGAACUCUGCGACGACUACGAUGACACGGAAAAUGAGUUUUAUUUCGAUAGGAACCCGGCUCUCUUCCCUUACGUGUUGAAUUUCUACAACACCGGGAAGCUCCACGUCAUGGCAGAGUUGUGCAUCUUCUCCUUCAGCCAGGAGAUCGAGUACUGGGGCAUCAAUGAAUUCUUCAUCGACUCGUGUUGCAGCGGCGCCUACCACUGCCGGAAGAUGGAUCCCAACCGCGGAGAGGACUGGGACGACUGCCGGAGCGACGAGGGCAGCACCACGUCAUCGUUCGACGAGAUUCUAGAGUUCUAUAACGACGCCACUAAGUUCGAUAAGCAGCCGUUGGGGAGCGUCCGGAGGCGGAUCUGGUUGAUCCUGGAUAACCCGGGGUACUCCGUCGCCAGCCGAGUCAUCAGUAUCCUCUCUAUCCUGGUCGUGUUGGGUUCCAUAACCACCAUGUGCAUGAACAGUAUGGCUGAGUUCACCCUGGUGGACAGGGAGGGGACGCCUCACGAGGACCCCAGGUUUGAAACGGUGGAACACUUUGGUAUCGGCUGGUUCACCUUGGAGCUGGUGGCCCGGUUCACAGUCGCCCCAGAUCUUAUCCAUUUCUUCAAGCAUCCGUUGAACAUAAUAGACCUCGUGUCGAUAUUACCGUUCUACCUGACGCUCGUCAUCGACCUGGUGGCCGAGAGCAGCCCGGCGCUGGCCAAUCUGGGGCGCGUGGCACAGGUGCUACGGCUGAUGAGAAUCUUCCGUAUCCUGAAGCUGGCGCGUCACUCCACGGGGCUGCGCUCUCUGGGCGCCACGUUGAGAAACAGCUACAAGGAGGUGGGGUUGCUACUACUCUACCUGGCGGUGGGCGUGUCUUUCUUCUCUGUCAUGGCCUACACCGUGGAGAAGGACAGCGAGGACUUCUCUACCGUCCCAGCAUGCUGGUGGUGGGCCACGGUGAGCAUGACCACGGUGGGGUACGGAGACGUGGUCCCGGUGUCUAUAGCCGGCAAGAUGACGGCCUCGGCCUGUAUCCUGGCAGGCAUCCUGGUGGUUGUGCUUCCCAUCACACUCAUAUUCAACAAGUUCUCCCUCUUCUACAAGAAACAGAAACAGCUAGAGAUCGCUAUGCGCAGCUGUGACUUCGACCAGGAGAUCAAAGAAAACCUUCCCUCUGUCAAUCUGAGGAACUACUAUGCACACAAGGUGAAAUCUCUCAUGGCCAGUCUGUCCAAUAUCAACCGGAGCUUGCCCAGUGAACACAGUCUGAACGAGAUGUCAAUACAUUAAGAUCUGUGGAUCAGCAGACUGCCCCUCCCCCCGCUGGACUUAUAAGGAAGGACGUGACCGAAGGAGAAGAGAAACAUGGUGCAAGAGGUAGUGUUGUUUCUGUGUAGCCCUUGUUGUUGAAUAGAGCUACGUGGGAAGCUGAAGUUUAGUUUGACUGACAGGCGAGGGCGUGGGCGGGCCAACCAACAUCACAACCUUUCUAUUGGGAGAAUCUCAUCGAAUCCUCUCUCUCUCUCCUUUACAUUCUUCUCAAAUUCUAUUGGAUGAGAAGGCCAGAGGUCCUUCCCCUCUGACCUUUCUAAUCCAAUGGGUUUUUUGAGAAGGCUUUUCGAGGAGAGAGGACACAAGGAAUCAAAGAAAAACAAUGGAGAUUCUCCCAAUGAUUCCUCUUCCACCAUUUUCAUUCACCUCAAGUGUUUUAACAGUGUGGUUCAUCAUCAGACAGAAGAGGAGCCGAUAGUCUGACAACAUAAUCUACUGCUGUGGUGUGUUGGGGUCUAUUCAUUACGACGGCCAUUAACAAGUCUUCAAUAAAGGAGACAGUGAAGGACAAGUCACAACCCUAGGACAUGGGGUUCAUCACUAGGGGUCAACCCUAGGACAUGGGGCUUCAUCACUAGGGGUCAACCAUAGGACAUGGGGUUCAUCACUAGGG
This is a messenger RNA of Oncorhynchus kisutch (coho salmon), 2797 nucleotides long. RefSeq names its product potassium voltage-gated channel subfamily S member 2-like. Lineage: Eukaryota; Metazoa; Chordata; Actinopteri; Salmoniformes; Salmonidae. Gene Ontology annotation, molecular function: voltage-gated potassium channel activity; protein binding. Gene Ontology annotation, cellular component: voltage-gated potassium channel complex; membrane. The coding region runs from base 703 to 2142 and encodes 479 amino acids. The transcript is spliced from 2 exons. Gene Ontology annotation, biological process: protein homooligomerization; potassium ion transmembrane transport; action potential. The record is from RefSeq and is a predicted model, not a curated record.